This is a messenger RNA of Striga asiatica, 420 nucleotides long. The record is from the annotation of a GenBank genome assembly. Lineage: Eukaryota; Viridiplantae; Streptophyta; Magnoliopsida; Lamiales; Orobanchaceae.
AUGGUUUUAUACUCGUGUACCUUGUGGUUUGUCCCAACAAAGCCAACCACUAAAUUUCCAACUGGUAAUAUUGGAAAGGAAGAAUUUGGGCAAGCCCGAGAACACAUAGAAGCGAAUAAAGUGUCCAAUAGGAUUAAGGAUGUUGUGAAGCCAACAAGAAUUGAUGAAGAGAUUACAGUUGCAGAGAUUGACAGCUCACUAUCAUAUUAUAUUCACAGAACAAAAAUUAGUAAGCAAUAUGUUAAGUACAAAAGCAAACGCUCAAAACCUUGUCCCACUUUGAAGCAAGUAAAAGGCAGUGGUCGCAAAUGGACCGAAUGCCGCAAAGCACAAAGGUUCUCCAAGUCCCGAACAUUAAGUACAUCAAACUUACCUGGUAAAUAUAGCCACAAAAUAUGGCACAGGCAAGUAGAAUUAUAG